UGACUCCAAGGUUUUUUUUAGAAAGAAAAAAACUGCAUAUCCUCCAGAAAGUUCCACCUCAUUUCCAUCUCCUCAUCCACCGUUCUCACACGAAUCCUCCCGAAAAAGGAACCCAAAAACAAACAAGAAUUCUCAAGAACAUUCGUUACUCCCUUUCCUCUCUCCUUAAAAUCCCACCAAACACCAUUUUUCUCUCUGAAAAACACACAAAAUCCUUCACUUCUAAAACAUCAAACAACAAAAGAAGAAGAAGAUCAUAAUUCAUAAUCAUGUGGCAACAACAAGGAGAACACGCAUACACAAAACAUGAUGUAGAAAGUGGGUCUCAUUCUCAACAACUUUAUCCUGUGAUGUUAGAAAGCCCAGAACUUCGAUGGAGUUUCAUAAGAAAAGUUUACUCAAUCAUCGCUAUUCAAUUAAUUGCUACCAUUAUAGUUGGUGCCAUUGUUGUUUCUUAUCAUCCUAUUGCUCAUUUCUUCACUUCUAGUUCUGGGGGUUUUGCUUGCUACAUCAUCCUUAUUAUUACUCCUUUGAUUGUGCUAUGCCCUUUGUACUACUAUCAUCAAAGUCAUCCGGUGAACUAUGUGUUGCUUGGGAUUUUCACUAUCUCGCUCGCGUUUUCGGUUGGCUUGACAUGUGCAUUUACUAGUGGGAAAGUCAUUUUGGAGUCUGUGAUAUUGACGGCUGCAGUGGUUGUAAGUCUCACUCUCUACACAUUCUGGGCAGCAAAGAGAGGUCAUGACUUCAAUUUCCUUGGUCCUUUCUUGUUUGGGGCUUUGUUUGUGCUGAUCAUCUUCUCUAUAAUUCAGAUAUUCUUCCCAUUGGGGAAAAUUGGUGUAAUGAUCUAUGGUUGCGUGGCGUCCAUCAUCUUCUGUGGCUAUAUCGUUUAUGAUACCGACAACCUCAUCAAGAGAUACACUUAUGACCAGUACAUCUGGGCUGCUGUUGCAUUGUAUCUUGACAUUAUUAACCUCUUCCUAUCUCUGAUGACAGUUUUCAGAGCUGUUGACAAUUAGGCGCUUCACGUUAAGACUUUUACGAUUGUAUCUUGAUCAAAUCUCUUUUACGUACAUGUAACGUAUCUUACGUACAUAGUUCGUUUUGUUACUGCCCUUGAA
Beta vulgaris subsp. vulgaris (sugar beet) is the source of this 1118-nucleotide messenger RNA. Its product is annotated as protein LIFEGUARD 2. The transcript is spliced from 4 exons. The record is from RefSeq and is a predicted model, not a curated record. Gene Ontology annotation, cellular component: membrane. Bases 270 to 1016 code for a protein of 248 amino acids. NCBI's taxonomy places the organism in Eukaryota, Viridiplantae, Streptophyta, Magnoliopsida, Caryophyllales, Amaranthaceae.